Molecule: messenger RNA, 1952 nt
Organism: Drosophila bipectinata
Lineage: Eukaryota; Metazoa; Arthropoda; Insecta; Diptera; Drosophilidae
Gene: nrv2
Product: nervana 2
Biological process (GO): intracellular potassium ion homeostasis; sodium ion export across plasma membrane; potassium ion import across plasma membrane
Cellular component (GO): sodium:potassium-exchanging ATPase complex
Molecular function (GO): ATPase activator activity
Source: RefSeq, a predicted model, not a curated record
GGUCUGGCGUUGGAUGGGCUUUCUUUACACAUUCGGAUCAGUGUCGUGCAACGCACAGCGGUGUCAACUUGUCGUCCAGCGCAAAUUUUUAGUGUCAGAACGUACCGUCCCAUCGAAGGCUCCACCACACAAAGCAUCGUUGACCCCAAACCAUAUCACGGAUUACAACACAUAACAACCCCAACUAGACACAAUAGCUGGAGCUCAUAAAGUGCGGAAUAAAGAAUCGAUCCUGCCCACGGCAAUACCAGAAGUCCGUUGCACUGCGAAGACAACAGCUGCCGAGGCGAGAGGGAAGAAUGCCGACCAUUACGGAGGACUGCAUAGAUGGAUUCCAGCAGUACUAUGCCAGGCCACCAGAGAGACCCAAGAAGAAGUCCCUCAAACAGAUGAUAUACGACUCCGAGGAUAACUCUUACUUUGGCCGUUCCAUCGAAAGCUGGGCCAAAAUCGGAAUCUUCUAUGUGGCGUUCUAUGGAGUCCUUGCUGCCCUGGUGGCCAUUUGCAUGUGGGCAUUCUUCCAAACGCUCGAUCCUCGCAUUCCAAAAUGGACACUGGACCGCUCACUGAUCGGCACAAACCCUGGCCUGGGCUUCCGCCCACUACCGCCAGUUGAUAACGUGGAAAGCACUCUGAUUUGGUACAAAGGAACCCAACACGAGAACUACAAGCACUGGACGGAUUCCCUAAAUGAUUUCCUUGCCGUCUACAAAGUACCUGGACUGACUCCUGGACGUGGUCAGAACAUCUACAACUGCGACUACAACCAACCGCCGCCACAGGGUCAGGUGUGCGAUGUGGACAUCAAGUCCUGGGCACCCUGCACCAGGGAAAACAACUACAGCUACCACAAGAGCGCACCCUGCAUUUUCUUGAAGCUUAACAAAAUCUACGGUUGGAUUCCGGAGUAUUACAAUAAUUCCCGGGACUUGCCGGAAUCUAUGCCGCAGAGCUUGAAAACUUAUAUUUCCGAGGUUGAAAAAUCCGAACCCAUCAAGCUAAAUACUAUCUGGGUGUCUUGUGAGGGUGAAAACCCUGCUGACCAAGAAAACAUUGGUGCCAUCAAUUACCUGCCCAUCAGAGGCUUUCCCGGCUACUUCUAUCCGUAUCAGAAUUCUGAGGGCUACUUGAGCCCCCUGGUAGCGGUUCACUUCCAGCGUCCCAAACGUGGCAUUAUCAUUAACGUUGAAUGCAAGGCUUGGGCUCGUAACAUCAUUCAUGAUCGCAAGGACAGGAUCGGUUCCGUGCACUAUGAGCUCCUUAUUGAUUAAUUAUUUUAACUACCUUUUAAAAUAAUGUAGACCAGAAUCUCCGAUGAAAAAUAUCACGGAUCAGAACAAAAGGAUGUGAAAUUUCAUAUAAAGACAAUCCUAUGUGAGAAGCAAGUCACCACCGUUUAACAAAUUUUUAGUUAUCCCGAAAUUCGAAAUUUUAUAAAUUUUAAUAUGUUGAGAGAUGUAUUUUCAAUACGCCAUUUCAAAAUUUUUUAGAUUGUAAUAUCUUGAGAUGUAUUUAGAAUAUUUGAUACAAAAACAAACAACAAUUAGUAAAGGUACUGCCUGAAAUAUAUAUAAAAUUUUUAAUAACAAUCCAUUUUUAUGCACUUUAUAAUGAAGUUUCACGUUAGUAUAUACAGCUUGACACCAAGACACCACUGUUUUGGUGAAAUCAAAUAAAUUAAAAAUAAAUAAAUAAUGAAAAUAAGCAGCUAGGAAUCUCAUUUAGCUUUGUUCGAAAACGAAUGCCACAAAUUUACAAUCAAAUCUAAACUGCCACUUCAAAAUAAUCGACAUAAAAUUUAGAUAUUACAAUUUUUAUCAAAUUGUUAAAAAAAUGGUAUUUUGAAUCUCCUAUAUAACUAACCAAAACAGACCAAUUUUGUCAACCAUAUAGAAUCUUUACAUAGUUAGCUUCAGUCUAUCUCUACCAAUAAAGUAUAAACAUCACAAUGA